This is a messenger RNA of Zychaea mexicana, 1537 nucleotides long. Its product is annotated as AKAP7 2'5' RNA ligase-like domain-containing protein. Lineage: Eukaryota; Fungi; Mucoromycota; Mucoromycetes; Mucorales; Lichtheimiaceae. Gene Ontology annotation, biological process: DNA alkylation repair; regulation of DNA-templated transcription. Gene Ontology annotation, cellular component: nucleus. The record is from RefSeq and is a predicted model, not a curated record. Gene Ontology annotation, molecular function: RNA binding. Bases 76 to 1161 code for a protein of 361 amino acids. The transcript is spliced from 6 exons.
AGUCGAGGGAAAUUGACGCGGACCUUCGGGCUCCUGCCUGUCUCUCUCUCUCUCUCAUUUUUGCAUAAAAGUAGCAUGGCAAGCAGUAGUAGUAGCAGUCGACAACGCAUUGUGAAAUCUAUGCAAGGCAUAAGCCUUGUUAAAGUACAAGGGCGAACGUACCGUGUACCCACCUCUUCUCUUGACAAUAACCGACAACAGUCGGUUGGCUUGGAAACCAAAAAUUUAGAUCUGCCUUCUUCAGCAAGCAGCUCGGAUGAAGAAGAGGGAGGGACCAUAUACACCGAAGAAAUUUUGACCAUUCACCAUCCCGUCCAUCCAAAAUUUCACGGCAUUCUUAUCGGCAAAGGUGGCUCGACACUGAAAAAACUGCGCAUCGAAACGGGAACACGUAUCGAUAUUACCAAGGGCAAAGAUUAUGCAUUAAUCAAGGGCACGCAGGAAAAAAUUGAUAAAGCGACACAAGCGAUCGAGCAAGUCAUUCAACAAGCCUACGACAAGGCCCGACUGACCCAUUUCUUGUCGCUACCGGUCACAACUGCCUAUACCACACGCAAACUUGAAGAGUUUCAUUCUUCGAUCUUGUCUUCCACGUUUAAAUGCGAUGGCAUGGAUCCAUCCAUCCUUGUCUUGCCAGCCAAUCUCCACAUCACCUUGGGCGUGUUCAAGCUGCUACAUCAGACCGAGAUUGAACGUGCGGUCCGGUUCUUGAAAGAAGAGUGUCCCAAAAUAGUCCGUGAGGCGAUGGCGGAUCAAGAUCGCGCGCUCAGUGUCCGUUUGCGUAACCUGGCGAUUAUGCAGUCGAAUCCAACACAAGCACAUGUCUUGUAUAUCGAGCCGAAUGAAGACAAGGAAGACACACCGUUGAAAAAGCUAUGCCAGACAUUGAUUGACAAGAUGGUCCAAGCGGGUUUAAUGGUGCCUGAUGACCGGCCGCUUAAGACACAUGUCACGUUGAUCAAUACAGCCAACCGAUCAACUUCAGAUGAAAGUGGCAGCAACAACAAGCGCCGGCCGUUUGAUGCACGACCUAUUCUCAAGGAAUACCCUCAUUUGGAUUUAGGUUUGGUGCAGCUUGAUAAGUUGCAUUUGAUGAAGAUGGGACGAAGAGGACCGGGAAAAACAUAUAUUAGCGAAGGGUCGAUAUCCAUUGAACCGUAAAUUUACGAUGCGGGCGGGAAAGGUCAAAGAAGGAAAGGUGCCACUGGUAGCACAAAACGUAAUAAUUAUGGGUCCUCGAUUGCGGAGUAGUGGGAGGGGCGUAAACAAUACUUCUGUUGCACAGCACUUGUGUAACUCGAAGAAAAAAGUGGAACGGGCCAAAUUGUUGGAAACGCAACAUGAACCAUCAUGCUAAGAGCAUACUUACACUAAUAGUAUGUAUAUAAUAUAUGUAUAUAAAGAAGCGUUAUAUAAUGUGAAAUAUAUGUAGAAUAUGAGAUAAUGAAAAGAGAAGAAGAAAGGUAUAAAGAUACAACAUAUGCAGAGAGGGAGAGGAAGAGAGAAGGAGAAUAGGUAUAGACAAAUGGGACGGGAU